GCUAGGAUAUUUCAAACUAGUAUGCAAUUGAAAUAACCGUUGAUAAAAUAGGUCUGAUGAAUCAAUAUGAACGUUAAUCAAACACAUAUUUAUUAUACAACGCAGCGGAGUAGCCUAUUUUUGGAAAUUGCCUAAACUGCUUUUUGGGAUUUGUACGAUAAGGAUUAUUUCACAAAAUUGUCACUGUAUUUUAAACGUUGUUCUCGUUUUGCUAAACGGAUGACUGUGGUGUGUAGAGAUGGGAGAGGGUUGGGGCCGCUCUCCCCCUUAGGAUGGUAGCACACAGCAGAGUGGACGGCCAUGACGACACAGCGCUAUCUUCAUCCACAUCCUCAUCAUCUUCAUCCUUUUCUGGGGUCAGGGAGCCCGACCGGUCUGCUCAGCACCAGAGGAACCCUCCGGAGGGCCUGCUCACACCGGUGUCCACCCACUUCCCGCCCUUCCGCUGCAAUGAGGACUUCCUGCUCAUCACUCGCACAGCGUCCAUGUUGGAGCGUAGCGGCUUCUACUGGGGUCCUCUAGGGGUGGAGGAAGCACACAGCAAGCUUCAGGACAUUGCUGUGGGAACCUUCUUGAUCAGGGACAGUCGUCAAAAGGACGUUUUUUUCACGCUGUCGUACCGGGCCGCCAACGGACCGGUUAGUGUCCGCAUCCUCUACAAGCGCCAGAGGUUCAGCCUGGCGGGAAGCGAGCGUUUCUUCCCCUGCCUCUUCUCCCUGCUUGAGCAUUACAUCAAUUCACCCAAAAAGAGCCUUAGCCUUCCCUACAGGAAGCAGCAACUCACCUUGCAGGAACUGUGCAGGAAACGCAUCAUCGAAGAGUGUGGUGGUGGGGAGAAGGUUGAGCAGAUUCCUGUUAAUCCUGUUCUGAAGAACUUUUUGUUAGAGUUUCCUUACAGGAUAUGACAUCACAGCAGAUGGCAUUAACUCUUGGAUUCCUUGACUUUAAGUCAACACCCAGAGCUCCGGUGACUGUGUCUGGUGGGCGAGUCCAAGGGAGUGUACUCUGGUUAGACCCGUUAGAUCUAGAACACAUCAGAUCAGCUGCAUUAAGAGACUAUUGGGCUGUUGGCGUUAUGAUGGGAAACUGGACCGCGUGGUUGUGGUUGUGGUUGACCCCUUGGUCCUGUUGUUGUAGGCAGGUCAUCUGGGGUCGUGGUAGCAGACUUGAAUACUCUAUUGUGAAUGUUUACAUGGACCAUGAAUGUGUGUUGUUCACAGAGACCUCCUCUCUCUGUGGUGUCUCACUGUCUGCCAUGCAGAUUCAACUGUUAUGUCAAGAAAAUAUUUUAAGUAAUAAUAUUAUUGUUAAAAUUAUUAUUUUUGGUAAAAGUACCAUGUUCGGUAAAAUAAAACACAUUUUAGAAUUUUCA
This is a messenger RNA of Hypomesus transpacificus, 1372 nucleotides long. RefSeq names its product suppressor of cytokine signaling 1a (gene socs1a). Gene Ontology annotation, molecular function: 1-phosphatidylinositol-3-kinase regulator activity. The transcript is spliced from 2 exons. Gene Ontology annotation, biological process: intracellular signal transduction; phosphatidylinositol phosphate biosynthetic process. Gene Ontology annotation, cellular component: phosphatidylinositol 3-kinase complex. NCBI's taxonomy places the organism in Eukaryota, Metazoa, Chordata, Actinopteri, Osmeriformes, Osmeridae. The record is from RefSeq and is a predicted model, not a curated record. The coding region runs from base 273 to 905 and encodes 210 amino acids.